Messenger RNA from Culex pipiens pallens (northern house mosquito), 559 nucleotides. It is a transcript of the gene Chrac-14, whose product is annotated as DNA polymerase epsilon subunit 3. The record is from RefSeq and is a predicted model, not a curated record. The transcript is spliced from 2 exons. The coding region runs from base 117 to 482 and encodes 121 amino acids. NCBI's taxonomy places the organism in Eukaryota, Metazoa, Arthropoda, Insecta, Diptera, Culicidae. Gene Ontology annotation, molecular function: chromatin DNA binding; protein heterodimerization activity. Gene Ontology annotation, biological process: leading strand elongation; DNA damage response; heterochromatin formation. Gene Ontology annotation, cellular component: epsilon DNA polymerase complex; CHRAC.
UUAGUUGUUUUCAAACAAAAUCCUCUUAAAACGUUCCCUCUUCGCGACACUCCCGGUAAAAUCGCGUUUCAUUUUCCGGUUAAUCUCGCUCGUAGUGUUCCGAAACCCGCCAGAAAAUGGUCGAACGGAUCGAGGACCUGAACCUGCCGAACACGGUCGUGACCCGGCUGAUGAAGGAGGCCCUCCCGGCGGACGUCAAGAUCUCGAACGAGUCGCGGACGGCGCUCACGCGUGCCACCUCCGUGUUUGUGCUGUACCUGACCUCGGCCGCCACGGACGUGGCCGACAAGAAGAAGCAAAAAACGCUCACCGUGGACCACGUCCUGGCGGGGCUGGAGGAGAUCGAGUUCGAGAGCUUCAUCAAACCGCUGAAGAACGAUUUGGAGAAUUAUCGGAAGCUGGUGAAGAAUAAAAAGGACAAGAAAGGAGACAAGCCUGAAACGGAAGAGGCUAUGGAGGAGGACACCCCGGCCGAUAUGUGAUCGAAGUUGAGCUGGAGGUUGCUUUUACUAGGGUUAAGCUUGGUUAAUAAACUUAUUUUGUAAUUGACUAAAUCGUA